Leptomonas pyrrhocoris is the source of this 3357-nucleotide messenger RNA. Its product is annotated as putative OSM3-like kinesin. The transcript has a single exon. The record is from RefSeq and is a predicted model, not a curated record. The coding region runs from base 1 to 3357 and encodes 1118 amino acids. Gene Ontology annotation, biological process: microtubule-based movement. Gene Ontology annotation, molecular function: microtubule binding; microtubule motor activity; ATP binding. NCBI's taxonomy places the organism in Eukaryota, Euglenozoa, Kinetoplastea, Trypanosomatida, Trypanosomatidae.
AUGGUGAAGAAAACGCCAGGUGCGGAGAACAUCCGCGUCGUGAUCCGGUGUCGCGACAUCCUGCCCUACGAGGCUGAGCGCGGCGACAAGGCCCUCGUGCGGCUGGACCUCGCCACGAACCAGGUCGUGGUGCAGCACCCGAUCGGCGACCCCGAUGUGUUUGCGUUCGACGCCGUCUACAACAACACCUUCACGCAACGCGAUAUUUUUCUGCAGGAGGUGCAGCCCCUGGCUGAUGCGGUGCUGCAGGGCUACAACGCCACUGUGUUCGCCUACGGUCAGUCGGGUUCCGGUAAGACGCACACGAUGACCGGUAAGCUGAGCCAGCGGGACACGUGGGGUAUGAUGCCGCAGGUGGUAGACUACAUCUUUUCGGAGAUCAAGAAGCUCAGCUCUACCACCAAGACCUUCAAGGUGAAGGUGUCCUACGUGGAACUGUACAACGGCAAAUCGCGCGAUCUGCUCACGACGAAGCAGGUGAACCUGGAAAUUAAGCAGAACAUGGCGAAGAACUUCUACGUGAAAGGGGCGGAGAUGCCGGAGGUGACGGGCUUCGAGGAGGCCAUCAAAUGGUUCAACGCCGGCACGGAGCGCCGCCAGACCGCGUCGACGGACCUCAACGACACCAGCAGCCGCAGCCACUCCCUCUUCACCGUCCAGAUUGAGCAGUUCGACUUCGAGAACGACCCCAGCUCACCCAUUGUGAUGACAAGCAAGAUUAACGUGGUCGAUCUCGCGGGCUCGGAGAAGCUGAGUAAGACCAACGCCACAGGUGAGACGGCGAAGGAGGGGUGCAACAUCAACCUCUCGCUGUCGGCGCUGGCGACGGUGAUCGACACAAUUGUCAAGGGCGCGAAGCACAUCCCCUACCGUGGGUCUCCACUGACGAUGCUGCUGAAGGACUCGCUCGGCGGCAAUGCCAAGACGGUGAUGUUCGCCAACGUGGGGCCGUCUGACAAGAACCUGUCGGAGACGAUUUCGACGCUGCGCUUUGCCCUGCGCGCGAAGCAGAUCGAGAACAAACCGCUCAAGAACAUGGACCCGAAGGACGCCCGCAUUCAGGACCUGCUCGACCAGAUCGAGGAGCUCCGGAAGCGGCUCGGCAACGUCGACCUGAACGUAGAGGACGACCUCCGGCAGAAGAUUGAGGAGCUGGAGAUUGAAAACUCUGACCUGCGCAGCGGUGGCGUGCGCAACAACGUCGAGCUGGAGGAGCAGUGCCGCACCCUGCAGGCACAGAUUGAGGAGAAGGAGAAGGAGGUGGCGGAGCGGCAGCACGAGCUGCAGCGGGAGAUGGAGCGGCGGGAGCUGGUGGAGUCGAACUUUUCGAACGAGUCCAGCCGCCUGCGCGACCUGCGCUUCUCGAACAUCACCUUCCUCAAGCGUGUCUGCUCCGAUGAGCAGCUGGACAAGAUCAAGGCCGGCAUGCCGCCCGAAAGCAUCGCCAAGACGACGCCGGAGGACUGGGACGUGAAGGAGAUCGGGCUGUACCUCCAAGGAUUCGCAGAGCUCUACGAGCACUGGCGCAAGGUCACCUACACAAAGGACGACAUGGAGAAGUACGCGCGUCGCGCCUUGGCGGACCUGCAGGAGCAGACGCAGCGGCAGCUGAACGAGGCCGCGCGGGCGAAGGAGGAGCUGCAGCGGCAGCGCGACGAGGAGGUGACGCGGCGCAACGCCGAGCAGGGCGCCACCUCGCAGCUGAAGGUGGACCUGAACGCCCUGCGCGAAGAAAACGUGAAGCUGCGUGAAAAGAUCGAGCGCGACCAGGAGAAGAUCAAGGCGAAGCUCGCCAAGACGAAGGAGGAGAUCAAGACGUGGCAGGACCAGGUCGAGUCCUCCAAGGGGAAGAUUACCGAGAAGGAACGGGAGGUCGAUCGGCUGCGGCGCAUGCUUGAGGAGUCGGGCGCCGCCGGAGCCGCGGGACUCGGCAGUAGUGUCCCCCAUGUUUCCCUCAGCAUGUCUGGCGCGCUGGGCGCCACCGGCGGGGACUGGGGAUCCCCCGAGGAGCGCGCGGCCAUCAUGCAGCAGCUCAAGGACGCCAAACACGCCAAGACGAUGUUGGAGAGUCGCAUCAAGGAAACGAACGUCUCGCUGCGUCGCUUCGGCGUUUGCAUCGCCGACACGCGUAGCCUCGAAGGCGCUGGGGCCACAGCCGCGAACGAGACGCAGGCCUUUGUGUUGGCGGCCGCGGACGAGGAGCCGAUCGACGGCGACGUCGUGGCGCAGCUGCAGCAGCAGAUCCGAACGAAACAGCGCCUGAUGGAGAUAAUGCACCAACACCACAUGAAGCUGGACGAUAUGAUCCGCAAGUACGAGCUCCUCAAGACGGGCCGCGUGACGCCGAACACCGAGACAGGUGCCGGCGGUGGCGCCGCGGCGGUGGCGGAGGUCGGACUGAGCGGCGUCGUAGCCAACGCGAGCAUCGACAAGGCAACGGCACUGCAGGUGAAGGAGCUGCUGCAGCGCAAGGAGGACGACCUGGAGGUGCUGCGCCAGGAGAAGGACCAGACGUGCGACAAGCUUGUGAAGAAGCUGAACAAGUCGGAGCGCAGGAUGAAGGAGCUUGAGUCGACCCUGGAAGAUGAGCGGGCCCAGUUUGCGGAGGAGAAGACUGAGAUGGAGAAGGAGGUGAAGGAGUUGCAGGCGUACAACCAGCAGCUCGCCGUCGAGGUGGAGAACGCGCGCAGCCAGGUGGAUUCGGUCAAGGCGGAGAUGGACAGCGCCGUCCGUGCGAAGGACGGCGAGCUGGAGUACUACAAAGUGCAGCUCAAUGAGGCGAACCAGCGCUUUGACGAGAUCCGCAACACGGCGGCCGAGUUCGAGGAGCAGCGAAAGAGUUAUCAGCGCCUACAGGAACAGGUUGCCCGCACCGAGGAGAUUCUCAACGGCAAGAACGAGGAGCUAGAGAACAACCGGCAAAUGGUGCAGUGGUCGAACCGGCAGCUGGAGAAGGAGAAGCAGAAGAACGAGGAGCUGGAGCAGACGGUGCGGGACAAGCAGCUAGAGCUGCGGCAGCAGGAGCACAACUUCCAGGCGGAGAUGGCAGACCAGAUGAACGCACUGGCCGCAAGCAACAACCGCCGUCUCGCCGAAAACGCUGCGCAGUGCGAGGAGCGCAUCGGCGAAGAGCGUGUCGCGCAGAAAUCCCUGCAGAAGAAGAUCAAAGCAGCCAAGGCCACCGCCAGCAAGGCCGCGCAGCGCUACGAUGAGAUGAUCCUGGAGAACGAAGCUCUUCGGUCGAAGUUAGAGGAGUUAAAGGUGGCGACCAUGAAGAUGUACUUGGAAAGACAGGAGGCGCAGCGAGAGCACGACACCUUCCGCGGUGGCAGCGGCAUGCGUUCACGCGGGUUGUAA